Molecule: messenger RNA, 885 nt
Organism: Peronospora matthiolae
Lineage: Eukaryota; Oomycota; Peronosporomycetes; Peronosporales; Peronosporaceae
Source: the annotation of a GenBank genome assembly
AUGUUGGACGUAGAAGACGACAGCUUUCACGUCACACGUGAAGGAUACUUCCAUCUGAGUGACUCAGAAUGGAAGGUAGUCGGCCGCAUGAGUGUGCUCUUGGGCGAACCCGCCAUCGGGGGUAUGUUGGAGUCUCCAAGCAGAGAACAGCAACAUGCUACUAUCAACAAGUUCCUACAAGAUAAACUUGCCGUCGAACGACAGAAGAUAGCCUUGCUACAGGAGCAAGGCUCUCAUCAGUCGAUAGGCGGGACGAAGCACACGCGUCGAGCCGAAACCUUGAAGAUAGAUAUCUCAAGGUACGAGGGAACAAGUAAAGAUUUUCUUUCAAGACGGUUCGUCGUGCUAGACGACGCCAUCAGGGCCCGUCACAUAGGGGGUAACGAGAUGCAAGUUACCUUCGCCCUAUCAAAUUUGACGGGACAAGCAAAGACUUGGGCCUUAGGGCUCAAGCUUCAAGACCCAAACUUGUUUGAGUCGUUGGGGAUCAUGAAGUCUCGACUCAAAAAGACGUCUGAGCCGCCACAAGCCGAGUUCAGAUCACGCUCUGCACUCUUGAGGCUCAAGCAAGGUAUGCGUGGCGUGCACGCUUACGCACAGCACCUGCGCUACCUUGCGAAUAGCGUUACGGAAAGCCCUGUUGAUGAGCACACGCUCAUCAACGCGUUCAUCUACGGCCUUGUGGAUGGGCCGGUGAAGACCUGCAUGUUCCAAGAGGACUUCCUUAAGCUGGAAAGGGCUAUAGCGUUCGAGGAACAAGAAGACUUUAGGUUGGGACAGUCUCAGGCUAACUCGUCAAACUAUCGUCCGACGAAACGACAGGAAAAGGAGGUCCCGAAACAAUGGACCUCUGUUACAUCGAGAGCGAGAGCUCUCGCUCUCUGA